Trichoderma breve is the source of this 1107-nucleotide messenger RNA. RefSeq names its product glycerophosphoryl diester phosphodiesterase family domain-containing protein. Bases 1 to 1107 code for a protein of 368 amino acids. Gene Ontology annotation, molecular function: phosphoric diester hydrolase activity. Lineage: Eukaryota; Fungi; Ascomycota; Sordariomycetes; Hypocreales; Hypocreaceae. The record is from RefSeq and is a predicted model, not a curated record. The transcript is spliced from 6 exons. Gene Ontology annotation, biological process: lipid metabolic process.
AUGACCGCUUCGGAAAGGCAGCCUCUGAUGAGUCCCUUCCACCGCGGCAUCACCGCCCCCAAAGCUGCGAAAUGGGCAUCUGCAAUUGUCUCUCGCCAUGAUCCCUCGCGGUUCAUCCCGCAGACCAUUGCCCACCGAGGCUUCAAGGCUUCGUUUCCCGAGAACAGCAUGGCGGGGUUCCGGGCGGCCGUUGAGGUUGGCGCCCAUGCGCUGGAGACGGAUGUGCAUCUUUCCAAGGAUGGUGUUGUGGUGCUUUCACAUGACCCUUCGCUCAAACGAUGCUUUGGCGUCGAUCUCCUCAUCAAGGACUGCACCUGGUCCUAUCUCUCCAGCCUUCGCACUCUCAAGGAGCCCCAUGAGCCGCUGCCUCGGCUGGUGGAUUUGCUAGAGUAUCUGGUGUCUGGGCCGGAGACGGAGAAGAUUUGGGUCUUGCUGGACAUCAAGAUCGACGACAAGCCCGAGGAUCUGCUGCGAGCCGUCGCAUGUACCUUUACAGAAGUAUCAUCCGCAACUCCAUGGGACGAACGCAUCGUUCUAGGAUGCUGGAACGCCACAUUCAUGAAGGCCGCCCUCGCCUUCCUCCCCGGCUUCCCCCUCGCCCACAUCUCAACCUCCCUCUACUACUCCCGCCACUUCCUCCCCAUCCCCAACCUCGGCUUCAACAUGUUCCAGCUCCUCCUCGUCGGGCCCCUCGGCGGCUGGUUCCUCUCAAAGGCCAAAUCCGCCUCCCGCCCCGUCUUCGCGUGGACCGUCAACAGCCCAAAGUGGAUGGAGUGGUGCAUCCGCAAAAACAUCCCCAACCCCAAACUCGAUUCCUCCACUCCAAAUCCCGUCUUCAUCGACGGCGUCAUCACCGACGACCCAAGGCUCUUCCUCCAGGUCUGCUCCCGCGUCGAAGACGACCUCGACGGCAAGACGAGCUCCUCCUCCGCUGUCACACGUCGCCCGAAUCUCAGCGUUGUUCUUGGCUCCCUGACCUCCGGACUUCGUACUACAUGCGGCAUCCUCUUCAUCAACGUCUUCGCUACGAGCUUCUUCUGGUAUAGGCGGCUUCAGGGCAGGGUGGACAAGUUUGACGUUGGCUUUUUCAAGAAUUUCCAGACUUGA